UUAUUUUAAUUCAUUGUCCGGUGGAGUAGACGGGUUCGUGUUUCGGUGUAGGCACUGGCGAGGGAGGAAGUGAAUAAUUUAAAUGUCUCAGAUAGCGAGAAGAGACGGAAGGACGCGUCAGGGGGUAUUUUUUUGACACCGGGAGUUUUUUUGUUCAUUUUGUCCUGUCAGUUCUCAGUCGUGCCUUUGUUUACUAACGCUCAGUGCUUUCUAAAGUAGAGAGAGAGAGACGUUACGUGACAUUUCCAUUAACGCAGACUGUGAGGUGUAUUAAUUAGCAUGCUUGUUUGUUUAGAAGAUAACCGGUUGUGGUGCUUUAUCAGACAGAAACUUAGGUUUGUGUGAACAAAGAAGGUUAACGGUGUCCAUCUUCUGGGAAAAAACCGGAAUAACUCGUAAAAAAAACGCUGCUUGGUUCCUUUUACGAGUCGAGCGGAUGGCAAGAUGGCAACAACAAUAACAACAACAACAGCAGCAGCAAAAGGACUGACCACUGAAGAGACAGACACAACAAACAGCGCCACAUUAUCUACAAUGGCAGCAUCUUUAGCUCUAAACAACAGGGUUUACUCUCUGGACGACUUCGAUACAGUGGCCACCGUCGGCACAGGGACGUUUGGAAGGGUUUUUCUGGUCAAGGACAAAAAGACGAGGGGUUUCUUUGCCCUGAAAGCCAUGAAGAUCCCAGACGUCAUCCGAUUAAAACAAGAGCAGCACGUUCAUAACGAGAAGGAGGUUCUGACGGAGGUGAAUCAUCCCUUCCUCAUCAGACUGUUUUGGACGCACCAUGACGAGCGCUUCCUGUACAUGCUAAUGGACUACGUGCCAGGCGGCGAGCUGUUCAGCUACCUGCGCAACCGCGGCCGCUUCAGCAACAGCACGGGACUCUUCUACUCAGCAGAGAUAGUGUGUGCCAUCGAGUACCUGCACUCCAAAGAGAUCGUCUACAGGGACCUGAAGCCUGAGAACAUCCUGCUGGACAGAGAAGGCCACAUCCGCCUCACCGACUUCGGCUUUGCGAAGAAACUUUCCGAUCGGACGUGGACUCUGUGCGGCACUCCUGAGUAUUUAGCUCCAGAGGUGAUCCAGAGUAAAGGUCAUGGCCGGGCAGUGGACUGGUGGGCUCUGGGGGUUCUCAUUUUCGAAAUGCUUGCUGGGUACCCGCCAUUUUUUGACGAUAAUCCCUUUGGCAUCUAUCAGAAGAUCCUGGCGGGAAAGCUGGAGUUUCCACGGCAUCUGGAUUUCUACGUAAAGGAUCUCAUCAAGAAGUUUCUGGUGAUUGACCGAGCAAGAAGACUUGGGAACAUGAAGAAUGGAGCAGAAGAUGUGAAAAAGCACAGGUGGUUCAAGACUAUAGACUGGGAUGCUGUGCCCAAUAGAAAACUAAAGCCCCCCAUAGUUCCUAAGGUAUCUCACGAAGGCGACACGUCUAACUUUGAAGCCUACCCUGAGGACGAGUGGAAAAAAGAAACCCCAGUGUCACCAAAAGAUCUAGAGAUUUUCAAGAACUUUUGAAAAUGGAAAAAGAGGGAACAAAGUUUCCCUCCGCUGGUGCAAUGCGUCCAUUCCAAUGCCGGUGGAAUUCCAAUGCCGGUGGCCAGCCUCAGCCUGCUCUUCUGUCACAUCCUGAUUGACAACAUAGAGAACGAUUGGCCAUCAUGUUUACUAUCACCAUCAUCCUCAAGAUCAAGUGUAGAGAGAAGGAAGCGCUAUUUAUUUCUGUUUCUCUGAGCCUACUUUUCUUAUGCAAAAAAAAACAAAAAAAACACCAAAACAGAGGUGUCUAAGCCAAGAACACACUAGAAGCCAGUAGUCCGAUACAGUUUACAGUUUAAGCUAUCGGAAACAAUGCAUUUCGGACAUGUUCGUUGUGUGGCUAUGAAGUCAUGUGAAAUGGAAAACCAGAGAACCCAAAGUGUUACACUUUUAAUGUUAUUUUCAAUCUAGAUGUCGGAUGGUUUAUUAUACAUCCAGCUUUGCUCUUAUUUAAAGGUUUUUAUCAUAAACUACAAGUAAUACGACAAACAUGAUGUCUUAUAGUAGGGAUGCAUCAAUACGAUUUUUGUUUUUCAGACCAAAUACAAGUACAUGUUUUUAGUGCUUGUUGAUACCGAUACUGAUACCGAAAUGAGUAACCUACAUAGUAUUAAUCCAGACGCCACAGAACCUUUUAUUUAGCUCUAUUUCAUUUUCCCUGGAUUAAAUAGUGUCCAAGAAAAGUGCACAAGUGCAUGUCCAUGCCCUUACGCUAUGAGCCUCGUUUUUUAUGAGUGAGUUCAUUUUAUAAGAAGUGCAUUAGCUAGCUACAAUAGUUACCUCGGAUCGUAGGGUUGCAGCGUAGAGCAGGUUUUGUUUCCCGUCGGAAAUACACUUCCCUAAAGAGGUAAGUAAAGUAGGUAAUCCCUUGUUGCCGAGGACCGAUAGUGGCUGAUUGUCAAGAAACAAUACGCUGGAGAAAAGCUGAAAUUUUCGCUCUGCUUGCGUGUGUUUUAUGUGUUUUGUAGGAGGAUGCUGUAGUUCCUCCUGUUGAUGUUUUUGCAGAGCACAUUUUGCCAUCAUUAUUCAUAAUGUAUAUUCAUAUUAUUCAUAUACAUUAAGAUCACUGUCAUUUUGUGUCGUCUGUUCAUUAAUUCAACAACAUAGACUAGGCCUAUGUCACAUAGUAUCACCCAGUAUUGGAUGUUGGUAUUGGCAUUUUUUAUGAGGUUUUUAUGAGUAAAUGAGCACAGUAUCUUACUGAUAUCAGUAAUUGUAUUGAUGCAUCCCUAUCAUAAUCUCUACCAAAUUUUGGUCAAAAAUUGACUGUUUUAAUUGUUAAUGUAUUAUGGUGCUUUUUGACUUUUAACUGGUAGGUUUUGUUUAUGUUAAGGUUUUGCUGCACCCUCAGAAAUACGGUGUCCUCAUGUUCCUCUUAUGAAUUUGUGUCCUCGUUAUCUCUUGUAAAUGAGUGCAUGUACGUAACUAAACUUUUAGCACUUGCCUAAGGUGGCCUUAUAUUAGGAUGUGUAAAUUGAAAUGUAGUUUUUUUUUUUGUUUUUUUUUUUUUUUUAGAACAAAAAAAAAAACAAAAACAAAUGGUACUAGUGUGUUUGAAGCAACUGGUGCAGUCAAAUCACUUUUUACUCUGGAAUAUAAAAACACUGUAUAGAGACGUGAGAUUUAAGUUUACUGUUAAAUUAGUAGCUAGUGUGUGUAUGUGUCUAAAUCAAGUUCUUCCUCCUCUUCUUCUUCUUCUUCUUUUUCUUGACCGUGAGGACUUUCAUGAGUGAACAAAUUCACAUCUUCUACAGAGGUUGCACGACUACUAAUUUUUACUAGUUGAACAGUAGGUCAAAAAAGGAAUCAACAAUUCGUCUAGUCCAUAGUUAAAGCAAAAAACGUUUACGUCAUUAUUUAUAGGUUGUUUGAUUUGUGCAGUAAAGGAAUGAAUCAACAAAUUACAAGUGACAAACUACAUUUCAGCUUUAUUGCUGUCUUAGGCUACACUGUUAAUGAUGAAAGUGAAUAAAUCAGUGCAAUAAAUGGGCAAAAGAGUAAAUCUGUGUAUAAUAUUUCAGUAUUUAAGGACAUACCAGUUCUUAAAAUGUACGAGAUGGUGGCUCAGCUGAAAUCGUUGAUUUGAAAUCGUUGUACAUGCAGCAUGGUACAGAAACUCCUUACAGCUUAAUGAUGGCAGGAGGAUAUGAUGUCUACAGCAGCCUCAGCAGCAUCCAAAAGUAAGUCUCUUUGAGCUGGGAUUCACUGCCGAUCUGACUAUACUCUAGCUGAGGUGGUUAGGUAGUGAUGUGCAACCCAUGGCUCAGAAAGGAAAAAAGAGUUAACACUCCAUUAAUUAAAGCAAAAGAAAAAAAACGUUUCCCAAUGUAGUGUGCAUUUGGCUGUAGAUUUGUACAUUUAUGUACAUUUAUCUGGCAUCUCCUUACCGUUUGCCUCUCUGUGUUUUUGUUUGAAUUAUUAUUAUUUUUUAAUAAUUAUUAUUUCCAUUGCCCCAACUAGUAACACUCCCACUGUGGCAACUAGUGAAUAUACUAGCUAACUAGUCUAUGCAACACAUAGUUCAUUACCAGUCAAAAGUUUGGACAAGACUGUUUUAUAUUUUAAAUUCGUAGAAAUAUUCCUAAUGAAGCUUUACACACUCGUGACAUCUUCCGAACCAGCUUCAUGAGGAGUUUCACCCAGGAGACUUUUCUUAAAAGUUCCCAAAUAGUCAGAGCUCCUUCCUGCUUAAAAUGAAAACUACUUGUUUGGGAAAAUAUUUAAAUUUAAAUCAAAUUUAAAAUAAGUUAAAGCUACUUAUUAAAAAAUACAUUUGAUUCAAACAUACAUUUAUGCAUGUGCUAACUAAGCAGAAACAAAUUUCAAGCAAAAUGCCUUAAACACUGCUGUAAAAAUAUUUAUUCAAUCUACUGUGUCCUAAUGUUUGACUGGUAGUGUGUACUGUGUAUAUUCAUCAUUAAACUAGACUACAGUGAGGGGGAAAAAUAUACACAGGAUAAAUCACUGAACAUGACAGCUGGAUCUUCCACUACAUAUCAACCUAAUCCACUGCAAGAAGGUUCGACAGUCAUAGCUAUGGCAACUCGAAAAUAUUAUGCCCAACUCUCUGAAAGGAAAAAAAACCCUGAUUGUUGCAUAAAAUCCCCAAGUGUGGAGCUUUUAGCUCUCUGAGAGUUACCUAGUGUUGUUUAUUUAAAAAAAAAAAAAAACAUAUGACCUCUGUAUUUUAAUAUUCAGCAACUUUUUUAAUGUUUCCUCAGUGUAGAAAUAGGAAGCAAAACUAUGUACAUAUUUGGUUGCACAUGUGAAUGAAUCUGUAAUACUACUACACUGUCUCUUGCAUGUCUUAGUCAAUGUUGCUGAUUUUUUUUUUUUUUUUUUUUUUUUUUUUAUAAACGAUCUACCAUUCUCAGUUUUUUACCUCUUGAUGUCUUUUGCUACAGUGAAAACUCUAGCAAUAUUUAAGCUCUAUGAACUUAAAUAUUGCUUUAAAUGAAACAUAGGAAAUUUUUAUACUGAUUUUAAUGCUGACUUUUUUUUGUUCUUUAGUCGGUCUAUAUUUGGUUGCUUUUUUCCCAAACAGUGUAUUUAAAGUGGUGCAAAAGCAGUGUUACCUGCUGUUUACGAGAGCUAAAAACCAGAAAAGAAUAAACCUUUCAUGUUGGACAGUC
Molecule: messenger RNA, 5168 nt
Organism: Pangasianodon hypophthalmus (striped catfish)
Lineage: Eukaryota; Metazoa; Chordata; Actinopteri; Siluriformes; Pangasiidae
Gene: prkx
Product: protein kinase X-linked
Exons: 8
Coding region: 445-1515 (356 amino acids)
Biological process (GO): protein phosphorylation
Molecular function (GO): protein serine/threonine kinase activity; ATP binding
Source: RefSeq, a predicted model, not a curated record